Messenger RNA from Parathielavia appendiculata, 1606 nucleotides. RefSeq lists its product as uncharacterized. The record is from RefSeq and is a predicted model, not a curated record. NCBI's taxonomy places the organism in Eukaryota, Fungi, Ascomycota, Sordariomycetes, Sordariales, Chaetomiaceae. Bases 311 to 1420 code for a protein of 369 amino acids. The transcript is spliced from 2 exons.
AUUUUCCCCGCUGGAGAGAAGGAAGAUCAACACUUCCAAAAACAUCCAAUCAAUCACUUCUUGGUAGUUUGGAGCAGCCCAAACUCACUGUCGAGUGGAAGGUGGAUGGUUGAGACCAAGUGGGUUCUGUUGGGUUCCAGACCCACAAAAUUCAGCGGGCUCGGCGGAGGUACUGUACGGAUUAUGCACCCCGUUUUACCGCGCACCUCGGCCUUCGGAGGAACUGAAAACGCAGCCAUAUGUGACACAGCACUGCCAUUGUCCUUACACAAAGGAUCCUGUGCAAACGUCCGCGAUCAAGCCUAACCUCAUGCCUCAGCCAAAGAGGACCCUCUCCCCCUUAAGGGACAUCAUCCUCGCAGCCUACCGCGAGCAGACCUCUGUUAACGACAUCGUUGCCUUGCUGAAAGACAAAUUCGAUUUAGACAUCACUGAUCGGACUUUGUAUCGCCGCCUCAAGGAGUGGAAUGAACCUCUUCACCAGCAACGUACUGCAGAUACAGGUCAGCUUCGUUCUAUCAUCGAGGAUGAGUUUUACACACGAGGGUCGUCAGAUACCGAAAUCCUACGCUAUGUCCGUUCGCUAGGCUUGCCUCUUUCCAAGGCUGGCUUGGAACGCAUUCGCAAGGACAUGGGGAUUUUUCGUCGACGUACUCCAGCCCAACUUGAAGCACAGCUCCUCCAAGUGGUUGACUUUAUGGAAACACCUUCUCUUUCUUCUAUUCUCAUUCCCCGUCUCGGACGCCGGUCUCUUUGGAAACACGUUCUUCAAGUCGCCCACAUCCCUGUUUCGGAGAGAGCUCUCUACGAAACCUUCAGCCAGCUAUACCCCGAAGAAGUCGCACGACGAUGGCAGCAUAUGCGUGGAAAGCGUGGAGGAUUCACAGUACCUGGGCCCAACUAUACGUGGUCAAUCGAUGCGUACUGCAAACUCCAGGAUUUCGGCUUUGAAGUGUAUGCAGGCAUUGAUGCUUAUUCACGCUACAUUGUCUGGUGCUACGUUGGCAUCUCAGCUCUUACUGCCCGCUCGAUUUUCGCGCAGUACCUUUGGGUCGUUUCCCAGUACGGAUUUCUGCCGAUGGUCAUACGUGCAGAUCGGGGAAAGGAGACAACCAUGGUUGCUGCAGCACACUUUUGGCUCUCCCUCGGGACAACCUCACUUCGCCGACUUCGUCCUCGCCGAAACAGGGAGGGGGGCAUCGACUGGUAUAUGCCAGCGGGUGGUGGUCAGCCAGAUGUUCGGGUUGACCUUGGAGUGAUGGAUCCAGAUGCGCCGCUUUUUGGCCCAGAAAGACCGUUCCAGUUCUCGGACUGUUGGGUCUAUGGCAAGAGUACCAAGAACCAAAGGAUCGAGGCUUGGUGGUCUCAAUUUGCAAGGGGACGGUCGACAUAUUGGGUUGUAAGUUUACCUCAUAUCUGAACCAUUGUUUCCUAUUUACUAACCUGCAAAAUAAUGUCAAUAGGAGUGGUUCAAGCAGCUCCGACAAGAAGAUUUGUGGUCAAGGGAUCGCUUGGCUGAUCGGAUUGCAUUACUCUGGACCUAUAUGCGAGAAUUAUCAAUGGUAACUAAUUCUCUUGCUCUCGAUUGCCCCAGCCUCCUUUCUUA